GUGGGUUUCCCGUCGGCCGCCAGCUCGGUCUCCGCCGGGCCGGGGCCUGGGACGCGUCGUCGCUAGGGUUGGCCCCGCGCCUCUCCUGCGUCCCCGUUGGCGUUGCCCUUCUGCAAGACCAUGAAACCAGCGUGCACGCCCCUCCAGAAGCUGUUGUCCAUGACAAUCUAGUUUUCCCGUAUAAAUCCUCUUAAGUCACUUAUGAAGUUUCUUGUUCAGAAAUUGCAGUACUGCAAUGAAGAAAAGGAGAAAGGUUACUUCAAAUCUUGAUGAGAAGAUCCAUCUAGGCUAUCAUAAAGAUUCUUCAGAAGGAAAUGCUGGGUUGGAGUGUGACCAAGUGACCUAUACACACUCCACAGAAAGACCAACUCCUGAAGCCCUUCACUGUUAUCAGGAACUUCCUCCCUCUCCAGAUCAGAGAAAACUUUUGAGUUCUUUGCAGUACAAUAAGAACUUGCUCAAGUAUUUAAAUGAUGAUAGACAGAAGCAACCAUCGUUUUGUGAUUUGCUUAUCAUAGUAGAAGGAAAGGAAUUUAGUGCACAUAAAGUCGUAGUUGCUGUUGGCAGUAGUUAUUUUCAUGCAUGUUUGAGCAAAAAUCCAAGCACUGAUGUUGUCACCCUGGAUCACGUAACACAUUCAGUUUUUCAACAUUUGCUUGAAUUUCUUUACACAUCAGAGUUUUUUGUGUACAAAUAUGAAAUACCUCUUGUUUUGGAGGCUGCAAAAUUUUUGGACAUUAUAGAUGCAGUAAAGCUGCUAAACAAUGAAAACGUUGCCACUUUUCAGUCAGAGCUCACUGAGAAAUCAUCAACCGAAGAAACAUUAAAUGAAUUAACUGGAAGACUAUCAAGUAAUCAUCAAUGCAAAUUCUGUAGUAGACAUUUUUGCUAUAAGAAGUCUUUAGAGAAUCAUUUGGCUAAGACUCACAGGUCCCUCUUAUUAGGGAAAAAACAUGGGUUAAAAAUGCUGGAGAGAAGUUUUUCUGCAAGGAGAUCAAAAAGGAACCGAAAGUGUCCAGUUAAGUUUGAUGACACUAGUGAUGAUGAACAAGAGAGUGGAGAUGGGUCAGACAAUUUGAAUCAAGAAAGCUAUGAUAGGGAGAAGUCAGAUAGAAAUGACUCUGAGGAUCCUGGGAGUGACUAUAAUGCUGAAGAUGAUGAGCUAGAGGAGGACAUGUCUGAUGAGUAUUCCGACACUGAGCAAAGUGAGAAAGAUAAUGAUGCAGAGGAUGAGCCUGAAGCAGGUGAUUCUGUAGGAAGUGUUCAUGAGGGGUUAGCACCAGUUAUCAUCCACAAUAGUAACAAGAAAAUCCUACAGUGUCCCAAAUGUGACAAAACAUUUGACCGCAUAGGGAAAUAUGAGAGUCACACCCGUGUGCAUACAGGUGAGAAGCCUUUUGAAUGUGAUAUUUGUCACCAGCGUUAUUCGACAAAGUCUAACUUAACUGUUCACAGAAAGAAGCACAGUAAUGAAACAGAAUUUCAUAAGAAGGAGCACAAAUGCCCUUACUGUAAUAAACUUCAUGCAAGCAAGAAGACGUUAGCCAAGCAUGUUAAGAGAUUUCACCCUGAAAAUGCACAAGAAUUUAUUUCCAUCAAGAAGACUAAGAGUGAAAGUUGGAAAUGUGAUAUUUGUAAGAAGUCUUUUACUCGGAGGCCACACUUGGAGGAACACAUGAUUCUACAUUCACAAGAUAAACCUUUUAAGUGUACCUAUUGCGAAGAGCAUUUCAAGUCUCGGUUUGCACGGUUAAAGCAUCAGGAGAAGUUCCACCUGGGUCCCUUUCCAUGUGAUAUCUGUGGUCGCCAGUUCAAUGAUACUGGAAAUUUGAAACGCCAUAUAGAAUGUACUCAUGGUGGAAAGAGGAAAUGGACUUGCUUUAUUUGUGGGAAAUCAGUACGAGAAAGGACUACUUUGAAAGAACAUUUGAGAAUCCAUAGUGGAGAGAAGCCUCAUCUUUGUAGUAUCUGUGGGCAAAGUUUUCGUCAUGGAAGCUCAUACAGACUUCACUUACGUGUACAUCAUGAUGACAAAAGAUAUGAAUGUGAUGAAUGUGGGAAAACAUUUAUUCGUCAUGACCAUCUUACAAAACACAAAAAAAUACAUUCUGGUGAAAAAGCUCAUCAGUGUGAAGAAUGUGGAAAAUGUUUUGGUCGUAGAGAUCACCUCACUGUUCAUUACAAAAGUGUACAUCUUGGAGAGAAAGUGUGGCAAAAAUAUAAAGCAACAUUUCAUCAAUGUGAUGUUUGUAAGAAAAUAUUUAAAGGAAAAUCAAGUUUGGAAAUGCAUUUUCGGACACAUUCAGGUGAGAAACCAUACAAGUGUCAAAUUUGCAAUCAGUCUUUUAGAAUUAAGAAAACUUUAACAAAGCACCUGGUUAUUCAUUCUGAUGCCCGACCUUUCAACUGUCAGCACUGCAAUGCAACAUUUAAGCGGAAAGACAAGCUGAAAUACCAUAUUGACCAUGUUCAUGGAAUAAAAUCUCCUGAUGAUUCUCUCAGUACUUCUGAGGAAAAGAUUGUGUCCUUGCCAGUAGAGUACUCAUCUGAUGAUAAAAUCUUUCAAACAGAAACAAAACAAUACUUAGACCAACCCAAAGUUUAUCAGUCAGAAGCCAAGACUAUGUUACAGAAUGUGUCUGCUGAAGUGUGUGUUCCAGUAACAUUGGUUCCAGUUCAGAUGCCUGACACACCCAGUGAUCUGGUGCAUCAUACUACCACCCUUCCGCCAUCUUCCCAUGAGAUCCUGUCACCACAGCCACAAUCAACUGAUUACCCUCGGGCAGCUGAUUUAGCUUUUCUGGAAAAAUAUACUCUUACUCCUCAGCCUGCAAAUAUAGUUCAUCCAGUCCGACCUGAACAAAUGCUAGAUCCCAGAGAACAGUCUUAUCUUGGAACAUUACUGGGCCUUGAUAACACUACUGCUGUUCAAAAUAUGUCCACUAGUGAGCACCAUUCAUGAGGAAACAUUCCGCACAGGUUGAUGGUUAUGUGCUAAUAGCCAGUAGCUCCUGGUAUUUAAAUUGGUGGGACUGCUAUUUUCAUUUUUUUUCUAGUUUUUCUAGUGCUCAGAGCAAUUUCAAAUCAAGAAAAGGAUGUAAGGAUGUGUUUUUUUGACUGAACAUGUAACUGUUUGAACACAUCUGACAUAUUUGAAGUAUACAUUUUUUUUGCAAUUUUUAAAGAUUAUUUAGUAGUAACUAUUUAACAAGUUCUCCAACUUUUCAGAUUUAUUAGUUGCUGACAUUAGGGAGUUUUUUGUUUUUUAACUUUCAUUUAAGUCAUCAGUGGAUUGGUUUUUAUUUUUUAUUUUUGUCUUUUUGAGUCAGGGUCUUGGUCUAUAGUCAAGGCUGGCCAUGAACCUAUGGCAGUUCUCUUGCAUCAGCCAUUCAAAUGCUGAAUUACAGGCAGUUAGGAAAUUUUUAUUCUUUUGUUUCGUCGUCUUUUCCAUCUUGCAUACAAAUUUAAAGGUAUGUAGCCUUUAAGAGUACAUUGUGAUUAGGAAUGUUUCUUAAUCCAAAUUUAAACUUCAUCAUUUUAUCUAGAGUUUUAAAAUUGAAAUUAGGAAUUGAAUAUAUGUGAAAAUCUUGGAUAUGUUGCCUUGUCAUCUAGCUAUAAUGUUAGUUUAUCAUUAUACCUUGAGCCUUUGAAAUACUGAGAUCCAAAAGCUAAUUAAUGUUAGAUUAGCAAGAUAAAUAUAGGAUGAACUUUUUAAAUUCAGAUAAUUGGGUUUUGCCUGUACUGAACUAUGAUGAGUAACAAAUGCAAACAAAGGUCUAAAUUAUCAAGUUGAAGACACAUUAGUGGAAAAAUGACAGUUUUAACUAGAUAUCUUCAAAGUCAGGUCACUUUUUGUAUUUUGCCAUUAUUUCAGAAACAGUAUGUCACAGCAUCUGUAUACAACUAACUAAUGACAUUCAAUUGAACACCAUGUUAUUGGUUUCAGUACUUUGACUGAAACUGCAAAAUAGUCCUAGAUAGUUCAUUUAUCAUUGUUAGCAAAUGUGCCAAACACAUUCUCAAAUUUGCACCUAAUUUAAUUUAAUAUUUGUUUUAUAGAAUGAAACUAUUAUUUGUACUCGAUUUACAUUCAGUCUAUAACUUCUAUUUUUGCUUUUAUAUUUGCCUACUGUAUAAUUUUCCUUGAUUUUUAUUUUUAAAUUAGAUGAAAGUUGAGGACUUGGUAAAGGGAAAUAGCAGCUAUCGCAAAACAUUUCUGACCAAAUUUUACUGAGGAUAAGGUCUGUCAAAAUUAUAAAAUACCUUUAAAGAUUUGCACUUUUCAUUUUUUUAAAGUCAACUUAAGACUUAAGGUAGGAUGAGGUUUUCCUAGCAGGGUGCUUGAGGGUUAGACUAGGCAGGGUUGAUUGAUUAUUAACAUGCAAUUUGUAUAUAAACUACUGGCAAAUAGCAGUUUUAAAAUAUUUCUAUUUCAUUUUUGUUUACACUCCUAAUUGCUUUAAGCACUUUGUGUGUGUGUGUAAACUAUGAAGUCUGGCCUGGCCCUUAUGUGAAAAAAAAUCACAAAUAAAAUAAUGAACUUUUAGGGGAUAAAAUGUAAUCAGUUAGUAAUGAAGUUAACUGUUGAGCACUUAAGAAAUGAAGGUACUUUAUAGGAACAUUUGCCAUAUUAGUGGUGAUAGAACAAAGAGUGAGUUAAGAAUUGAGGCAGUUAACCAAAGUAGCUAAUAUAAAUAAUAAAGCUAAUCUGUGUCUUGCCUCACUUAUCAAAGUUUGGUUGUAAUCAUCUUAGCACCAGUAGGUAUAAUUUAGUAUUAUAUCUUGUUUUUAAAGUAUUCUUAUUUACUUUGUGUGGAAAUGUUAUAUCUGAGGUACUUACAUGAUUAUGCUUGACUAUGAGGUACUAUGAGUUAUAGUCUUUCAAAUUGACUUAAAAUACAUCUUUAUGGUUUUUUAACACAAACUGAAGACUUUAAGUGCAAACUCAGUUGUAUUGAAAACAAUUCAUUCCCAAAAGUACAUUCUGCCUUAUAGAUAAGUUAAUGUGGAAAAUUUUGGAAUUAUAAAAAGGUAAAUGGUAUAUAUGUGUGCCUAAAAAUGGUAUAUUGUGUAUUGGUUGACUGGUUGACAAAAAAGUAGGUUAUUGCAUUUUCAUGUUAAAAAGAAUACUUUGAUUUUAGAAGGUAUUUAGGAUUCUUUCAGCCAUGAUAUUCCAACACUUUAAAUAUAUAUGAUUUAAUUUCAAGAAUUACCUUACAUAGAACUCUUCUGGAAUAUAAUGCUUAUGUAAAGUGAAAUACAAUUGUGUAAUUGUAUUUAGUUCUUACUGUAGAUAAAUUUCAAAUAUGGUUUACUGUUCUCUAAAUACUUUGACAUGUUAUCUUAUUUGAAUCUCAUAAGCAGUUCUUAAAUAUAAAGGACAUAAUGUUUCCCAUCUUAGAGAGAAAGGAUCUGAGGUUAAAGUGAAAAUACUUUCAUUUAAUCUCGAGUGGAAAUAUUAACAUAGAAAGAAGAACUUAGCAUUCAUGGUUGCUUACUAUGUGCCAAGCACUAGGUUCUCAAUCUCAACACCAUCUGGGAGGUUAGUAAUACAAUUAUUUUGAACAAUUUAGAAACAAAGUGACAAAAACACAAAAACUAACCUGCUUCCUCUAAUUUCCAAAGCUGUAAGAACUUAGGUUUGGGCAAACUGAAUGUAUAUAUGCUUUUGAAGUUGGCACAAAUAGUAUAAAAUGAGGAAUACACUUUUUAGUUGACCUUUCUGUAACUCUAAAAUCAUUUUAUAUUAUAAUGGUCCUUAAAAUUUUGAAUCUCAUGACUAAGUUUAGAUUCAUUGAGAAUAUUUUAUUUUGUCAGUAUAAUUUAUUAUUUUAAGUUAAUUUUUAGUAUAUAGCAGUUAGUGCUUAAUCUGUAAGUGGAAUAAGUUAUUGAGUGCAGAAAUUUAUUAACAUACUGGGUUUUGACUUAAAUGCACCAAAGAAUUUUAGUAGGUAUUAAAUAGUUCAAAAGAAUUUUAAUUCUUUGUUUUUUGAAUAUAUAUUUGUUCCAAAGAAGCACAGUUGAUGUCCUUGGAUAAUGGAUUUUUUUAAAAAGUUAGCUUGAGUAGUGCGAUUAAGUAUUAAAUGUUUGUGUUUAUAUGUAUAAUGUACAAGCAGAGGAAAAUAACGAGGGAAUAGUCAUACUGAAAAACCAGUUACAAGUUAUAGUACUCACUUUUCCUCAGUUUAACUGAAUGAUAUUUUUUAGUAAACACUAUUAAAUGUGUUGAAUAAUAAGCUUAUAUUUACACUACAUUAUACAAAUAAUUUUUUGCCUUAGCAUUUUUUUAGGUCAAGUUGAGGUUAUUUUUAUAAGAAACUCCACCUGGUUUUUGGAGCCUGUAAUACUGUUUAAAGUUAGGGUUUGUUCCUCAUGCCAGUAAAAUAAUAUUGAGUCAACUAUAAACGUAGUAAAAUCACGUUCUUUUAAUUUAGACAUUUACUGCUGGGAAAAGAGGAGUAAAAAAUAGCAUUUAAAUUGGUGCUUUAAUAAGUGCCUGCCUUUAAGUGAUGGUAGGUCAUAAAUUACACUAAUUUUCUCUCUACCUUAAAAUGUGUCAGAACAUCUUUAUAGAGUGUCUGUAAAGUGUUAAGGGCUAAUAAGUAAAUAUCACUUAUUGUUUUUCACUCUCGAACCACAGACCAAUCAAACUGAUAAGUUUAUAAGCUUGAAUUUUCUUCCUAGUAUCCUACUCUAAUUUAUUAUGGGUAAAAAGUCAGAUUUUGAGCAUGAGCUUUUUGACAGUGUCCUUUUAUACCAUCUAUUAGGAGUUAAAUACUUUGUACUUCUUCAAAGUUUUAUAGUUGCUUAACCAUUGAUUCUGCUGGCUAGACUGUACUGGUUAAUAAAUUAUUUUUCUUUUGUUUUGGUUUUUGGUUUUGAGUCUUAUGAUAUGCUGCCUGCUGGUUAGGCAACAAUUCUUUUAGGUUGAUUUAUGUUUAUUUAGGAAAAUUGGCAAGUAGUAAUUGUGUGAAUAUUUAUUUUUAUUAUUUCUAUAUAAUUGUUUAAAUUUUACUGUGGCCUUUAUAAUAACUGUGAAAUUACUCCUGGGCCUGUCUCAAGAUGCUCAAGAAUCUGACAAAAUGAGCAGUGUAUGUCUCUUGUUUCUCUCCAUCUCUGUUCUCUUAAAAUAACCCAUUGCCAUGGCCACAUAGGUCUGCACUGAAUGACUUCUUAUUUCAGUUUGCCUAAAACUCAACAGAAGGUGAUGGUUUGAGAUGAGUCUCAUUAGGAGCACCAACAUCCCAGUCAGUAUGUAACUUGAGUUGAUGAACUCAGGAAGAAGUCAUAUUUGGAUAGUCUAAAAUGUAGUGCCAAAAUUAAAAUGACUGAAAGAUAUAUUCUUUAAUAAGGAACAAGUAGCAGUCCUCAAAAUUUAAUAAGUAAAAUUAUGGUAAAUGUUACUUGUUAGAGUAAAUAAUGGAUAAUAUGAGAAUAAUUUUCUAAAGAAUAUAUAGAAACUAAACAAUUCUAUAGAUCUACUCAUUUCUUUUGCACAUUUCCCUCAGUAUAGUCUGUAGUUUGCUUUUUUUGUUUUGUUUUUGUACUAGUGGUCUUUUUCCUCCAAUUUUUUUUCCUUAAGAUACUUUCCCACUAUAAUAUUAGCAUGGUUUUUGUUCUCUCUCUUUGGAGGUGACAUUAAUGUAAUAGAAGCAAUAGGAUUAGGUUGUGUGAAAAUGAGAGAAGGUGAUUUUGUUAGAGAAAGUGUUUCUGUUUUACUUACUCACAUUUCAACUUGUUAUGUUUUGAUCAUGAGUCUGAGUGACUUUUGAGAUCCCAAAAUAAUUUAGUACCUACAGCCAUUUUUAAAGAAAAUAGAAGGAUUAUAUUCAGGGACUAGAGGUUAUUCAAAGAUGAACAGAAUCCGUGUUGUCUCCCAAAUUUUUAGGUUAUAAAAAGUAACUACUGCUGGAGAUUCUAAAGCAUUGCUUGGAUGAAGAGCAUGUACACAUCUUAUUGUUAUUGUGCCUCUCUGUUUUCUAUUCCUGCUUGCCUAAAGUUGGAUAAUGUACUGUGGUGUAAUUAUAAAGUCCUUAUUCUUUCCAACAAUCAGACUCUUCUUGUUCCUGUAAUUAAAGCUAUUCUAGUUGAUGAGUGUGACUGCCAAAUGUAAUACCAAGCUGGGUAUUUAGCCUCUCCAUGUUCUGUAGUAACUGUUGUGUUUAAGGAGAGGUGUGAUGUACAUUAAAAUAGAAAUGAUUUUGAACUUA
This is a messenger RNA of Jaculus jaculus (lesser Egyptian jerboa), 8210 nucleotides long. RefSeq names its product zinc finger and BTB domain containing 41 (gene Zbtb41). Bases 236 to 2962 code for a protein of 908 amino acids. Gene Ontology annotation, biological process: regulation of transcription by RNA polymerase II. Lineage: Eukaryota; Metazoa; Chordata; Mammalia; Rodentia; Dipodidae. The record is from RefSeq and is a predicted model, not a curated record. The transcript is spliced from 11 exons. Gene Ontology annotation, cellular component: nucleus. Gene Ontology annotation, molecular function: protein binding; RNA polymerase II transcription regulatory region sequence-specific DNA binding; DNA-binding transcription factor activity, RNA polymerase II-specific.